CACCAAUUUCGGUUCCACCAAUCCACCCUUCCAAUUAUGACAUAUGCGAUGAAUGCGAUCCGAACAUUCAGCAGCGAAAGAGUAUAAAAGGGCCAUAAAACGUAUCAGUGUAUGGUCAGUGUUCUUCCCAUCUCUGAGCUACCUUAGGCAUCAACAAACGGCCCCCACCUAAGUCGUAAUCAGCGCACUCCGACAUGCCCUCAAUGAACCAGUAUUUGAACUUCGUUUUGGUCGUCACUACCUUCAUGACUACGGCAGCGGCAUUCUGCCCAACGUGGCCUGGCCAGCAUAGGUUCAUGUCGCAAUGGAUUGGGAGUACAGACGAUCGCAUGAACUACGAAUCUCAACUGGCGUCUUGCGACAGUGCAAAGCAAAGGGACGGUUCCUGGAAUUGUCGUGCUUGCAUCGACUUGUUGGACAAUGGCAAGAAGUUCUGCGCGUUCGAUACCACGACCAUGACAUGCGUCCCAAGACCAUCCAAGAUGACGGAUGAUUAUGUUGGGGAUGGUAAUCCAGAGCGUUGCGCUACUUUGCAGCAAAUCAGUAACCUCAAACCAAAGAAGGAUGAUAUCACGGCUGCACGCACAGAGUGGGAUAAGAUCAAGACUCACGUUCUUGAAGGCGAAACAUCGGAUAAGACCUCAGGCAGACAUUUGUUCACUACAUGGCAGGCGGUGCAUAAGGGUGAGAAGGGAAUAUGCGACACGAAGACCAACCUCUGCUCAUUCAUGCGGGAGACCAAAGUGCACAAAACCGUGUGGGAUGAUCGCUCCACAACGAAAGGCGGAUAUUCGCGUUUGCAAGUGAAGGACAUCUGCAUUGCGGCAAUCAUCCUGCACAAGAGCUUCACCGACAACCCGCUUUCGGUAUCCAUCCAGACCUCCCAGACCGAUACUGGAGCGGGCAAGUCUAUUUGUGUCACCCAUCGUACUAGCGCCUCGUGUUUCCCGGACGGAAUCAAAUUCACACCAAUCGUACCUGGCAAAACGUGUACAGGUACGGGGGAUGCUGAGGACGCGAAUACAGUUCCAGUCACGCUCUGAGUCCCUUGCAGGACUUAAGAUCCGGUGAUGUAUAGCGGUUUGAGUUGUGCGUCCCAAUCGAGUUCAUUGUAGAGCGGGAUUUGUAGACUUUCGGUAGUUGAAUCUAGCGAAGGUCAUUGUUGGUAAUUGGUGAAAUGUAUAGUAUAGGCUUUUGUCUAGUGCUAGACCUUCGAGAUGUUGAGUGCCAAAUGAGAUCGAAACUUGGCCUGUUAGGGAUCCCU
Molecule: messenger RNA, 1264 nt
Organism: Somion occarium
Lineage: Eukaryota; Fungi; Basidiomycota; Agaricomycetes; Polyporales; Cerrenaceae
Source: the annotation of a GenBank genome assembly